Syngnathoides biaculeatus (alligator pipefish) is the source of this 1447-nucleotide messenger RNA. It is a transcript of the gene tiprl, whose product is annotated as TIP41, TOR signaling pathway regulator-like (S. cerevisiae). Gene Ontology annotation, cellular component: cytosol. Lineage: Eukaryota; Metazoa; Chordata; Actinopteri; Syngnathiformes; Syngnathidae. The transcript has 8 exons. The record is from RefSeq and is a predicted model, not a curated record. Gene Ontology annotation, biological process: TOR signaling. The coding region runs from base 299 to 1096 and encodes 265 amino acids.
CAUGACGCCCAUCCUGACGUCAUUUUAAGCAUUUACGCCUCUUCCCUCUUUACAAUGUUAUGCCUUCUUCUGUUUUUAUGGUGCAAACAGACUUCUCACGAAAUGCGUAGAAGCGGCAGCUAACUCUGCUGUGAUUCGAAGAAGCGGUUUUGGUCAUGAUCUUGUAGUUUAAACCCGUGUUUUGUGCCGACUGAAAUAGCAAGCAGUCCCUUUGUAUAAAUAGACGACGGACCGCCAUUUGGGAAGCAAAAAACAGAACGCCAAUUUAAAUUAGGCUGCUGCUAACCUUCGAAGCAUUAUGAUUUCUCACGGUUUUAAGAGGACCAAAAAGGACUUUACGUUUGGCCCUUGGAAUGUGACAACUGCCAAAAACCAUAUAAUGAAAUCCAAAGACAUUGAACGAUUAACAGAAGAGUUGAACUUGCCUUCCCUUCCAGAAAUGUUAUUUGGGGACAACGUUCUGCGCAUCCAACACAGUGAUGGCUUCGGUAUUGAAUUUAAUGCCAUUGAUGCCCUGAAGAGAAUCAACAAGUUGGAUGACACCGUCCAAGUGGCCUGUGCUCAACAAUGGCAGGAGAGCAGAAUUUCUGAACACUGUCAAGAGGUGGUGAAACCAUACGACUGGACAUUCACCACAGAUUACAAAGGCACUUUAAUAGGAGAGGAAUUGCAGAUUAAGGUGUCUGAGACUACAGAAAGAAUUAACUUGGAGAAGCUGAGGGCCCGUGAACAGAUCGUGUUCUUUGAUGAAGUCCUACUGUUUGAGGAUGAGCUGCAUGACCAUGGGGUCUCAAUGAUAAGUGUCAAAAUUAGGGUGAUGCCCACUAGUUUCUUCACAUUGCUGCGUUUUUUCCUGCGAGUGGAUGGUGUGCUGAUAAGAAUAAAUGACACACGACUAUAUCAUGAGGCUGGACAGAAGUACAUGUUAAGAGAGUUCUGCACAAGAGAAAGUAACAUCACAGACUUGAAGAGUGUUCCCGCUUCGCUAUACACUGAUCCGAAUGAAAUAGAGCAACAUUUAACCUUCAAACUAAGACACUGUGAGAAGUUGGAACUUCCAGCGCAGGAGCAUGACACCAUUAAUGAAAUGAAAUAAUGAGCAGUAUAUUCUUCAGUUUGUAUUUUUUAUAUGAUAGUCUAAGUAUAAAAUAUUCCUGGCAUUGGGUGGAAACUUUCCAUCUCCAAAACCAUCACUUUACGGGAAACAAUAAAUAAAUAAAAACAAAACGGGGGACUGACCUAUGGUAUCGAUUUGGGGGGAAAAAAAAAAGUGAAAACUUUGACCGAAUUUAGAACUAAGUGGUUUUGCACCAACAACAGCAAUGUAAUAGAUAAUGAUUGCAUUCUUCAAAUAAUAGAUGUUACUGCCAUGUAUGUAACGUUUCUGUGUAUUUCUGCUUUCCAAUUUAAAUGUUCUGAUAAGUGAUCAACUUGAAUAAAAAAUAAU